Rotaria socialis is the source of this 2568-nucleotide messenger RNA. Lineage: Eukaryota; Metazoa; Rotifera; Eurotatoria; Philodinida; Philodinidae. The record is from the annotation of a GenBank genome assembly.
AUGCAAUUGAUUUGGCUCGAUAAUUCACCUUGUUCUGCUCAUAUGAAAUCAAAAUUAUUUGAAUUAAAUCCGACUGCUCAGUUUUACACUGAUCUUAAUCGAUGUAUCACAUCAAUAAAAUCAAUUAAAGAUGAACAAAUACUUCUUAUUGUUUCAUUGGCGUUAACUAAAAAUAUUCUUUGUCAAAUUCAUUCGUAUCAUUUAUUAAUGUCUGUAUUUAUUUUCUGUUCCAAUAUUAAUGAAUAUCAAAAGUUAGAAUUAAUGAAUGAAUACAAAAAAAUAAAUCAAAUUUAUUCUGAUAAUGAGUUAUUAAUAGAAUCGAUUCAGCAAACAAUUAAUAUUAUCGAACAACAAAUUUUAUCUUUUAAUGUAUUCAAUCCAAAUAAAGAUUAUACAAAUGAUUUGUCAAAAAGUUCAGCAUCAUUUAUUUGGUACCAAAUUCUAAUUGAUAUACUUAAACAAAUACCUGAUAAUGAACAAAUCAAUAAAAAGAUAUAUGAGAAUUACAAUGAAUUCUAUAAAAACGAAAUGAAUCAAUUAAAAAAAGAUUAUACAAAAGAAAAAGCUAUUCAAUUAUUUAAUGAAAAAACUUCUAUUCAUAAAAUAUUAAAUAAAACUUUAAGAACAAAAAAUAUCGAAUUUAUUUAUUUGUUUCAAUAUUUUAUUAUCGAUCUUUAUGAUCAAAUUCAAUAUGAAAAAGAAAGUUGUGAAAAUAGUGAAAUAUUAAAAGUAUAUUAUGGAAAACGAAUGUUAAACAUUGAAUUAGAUCAAUUAAAAAAGCAUAUUGGUUAUUAUAUUGCACCAAAUGGUUUCCUUUCGGUUUCAUUUGAUAAAAAUAAAUCAAUCGAAUCAGCAAAAACUGAAAUAUUAUCUGAUGGCUAUCAAUCAACACUUUUUCAAUUCGAAAUAAAUCCAAAAUGUCAACAAGUAACAUUUGUAGAAAUUUAUGAUAAACAAGAAUUACUAUUUAAUAUUGAUACAAUAUUCAAAAUCCAUUCGAUUAAUUUUGAUUCUUCUAUUCAAUUAUGGCAAAUAAAUCUUAUCAAUGAUGAUAUUGGUAAAAAUAAAAUUCAAACAUACUUUCAAUCAAUAAAAAAAUUCAGAUACGAAAAUUCUUUUUUAAUAUUCUUCGGUCAUCUAUUGAAUGAACUUGACCAAUUACAACAAUCAGAAAUAUAUUUUCAUAUUUUACUUGAAUCCUUAUCGUCUAAUCAUGAAGAUAUCGCUUCAAUUUAUAAUCAAAUUGGUAAUUUCAUAGCAGACAAAGGCCAAUUAAAGUUAGCCUUAGAAAAUUAUCAACGUGCUUAUGAAAUUCGUUGCCAAAGACUACCCAAUGAUCAUCCACAUAUAUCUAUAUCGUUGAAUAAUAUUGGUUUAAUCUAUAAAGACGAAGGUAAAUUAGAUGAUGCACUUAGCUAUUGUCAAAAGGCAUUAACUAUUGAUGAAAUAAAUUAUCCAAAAGAUCAUGUAUUAAAAGCAAUGACGAUCGAAAAUAUUGGUGGAAUUUAUAAAGAAAAGUAUCUAUUUUCCAUAGCUCAAACUUAUUUCUUACGCGCAUUAAACAUGUAUAAAUCUGCUCUUCCUCCCAAUCAUCAUUUUCUUACUGAUAUAUUAAAUAGUUUAGGAAAAGUUUAUUGUGAUCAAGGAUAUUAUGAUCGAGCAUUAACAUGUUAUCAAAAAGCGUUUGCUACUAGUGAAAUUAAUUACACAGAUGAUCAUUUACAAAAAGCUCAAACUAUUGAAAAUAUUGGACUUCUAUAUAAAACCAACGGUAUGUUACAAAAGUCUCUUGAAGAACUUUUAAGAGCCCUUGAUAUGUAUCAAAGAAUUUAUUUCAAUGAACAUCAUGAUAUAGCUCGAUGUUUUGGUCAUAUAGGACUUGUCUAUGAAGCUAGUAAUGAUUUAGAUUUUGCAUUGAAUUAUUUUAAUAAACAAUUAAAUAUGGAUGAAAAAUGUUUAUCCAAUGAUCAUCCAAAUAUUCAAAUUGAUAUUCAAUGGAUUAUUGAUAUUUAUAAAAAACAAGAACAAUUUAAAAAAGCAUUUGAAUUUUGCCAAAAACAAUUUCUAGAAAAGAAAAAUCUACUUGGAGAAAAUCAUCCAAUGACAUUAACUAUCUUUAUGAUGAUGAUAGAUUUAUGUGAAGAUUUUAAUGUUAAAAGUAAUUAUUAUAAACAAGCUUUAUCUAUACAUGAAAGUUUAAUACCAUUUGAUCCACAUGCAACUAUUAGAUGUCUGGAUACAAUGAUUAAUUUCUAUUAUAAGACUAAUGCAGUCGAAGAAGCAUUGAGUUAUCAAAUCAAAAUGGUUGAUCUUGAGCGACAAGUAUUAACAGAUGAUCAUAUUAAUCUUGCUUUAUCAUUACAAAGAUUAGGUCAAAUAUAUGAAACUUUAUCUAAAACAGAUGAAGCAAAAAUAUGUUACACAGAAAGUAGAACUAUGUUUGAAAAAUAUGAACAUAAUCAGAGCAAUAUUGAAUCUUCUGACAGGAAAAGUUCUUCUGAAUCGAAUGCAUAUCAAGAAGAGAAAGAAUUAAAUUUUACAAAAAGUAGAAUAUGUGUUUUACAAUAA